GCGAGACGCCAUAUUGAGCGAAUGUUGAUUGAAUGCAGUUUAGGUGUUUACGCGGUUCCAAGAAAAACCCGUGAAUAUACGCAUCAAUUAUCGUUCAGCCCGAUUUAGGUAUCGGCAAACGAUAGGUCGGUGUGGCAGCGGUAUCACGCGGCGACAGAAUGAGCGGCAGCGACGGCGAGGACGGUCAGUGCAACGGAACGAUAGAAAGCAACGUAGUAGCGAUGGAUGACGUUCUUGUUAAGAAACACACUGACGACAUUCUCUGCGAUGGAUGUGUUACCGUUGAAGGCGAUUUCACGCGACAGGAAAGCGAACGGACUGUUAAUUACACGGAGGAUGCUGUACGCUCUCUCGUUGUUGCGGACUCGAUUCCUGUCGCGGACUCGAUCCCAGUCGCGGACUCGGUUCCUGUCGCGAGCGUGACACUUGACGAAAGCGUAGUGGAUGAGUUUAUCAAGGGCGCGAGGGCUUCCCAUAGCAUGGAACUGAAUGCGAUGCAAACGAGGCCUGAGUCGCUUGUCGAAAAUCCAAGUACCGCUGUGAACAUAGACAACCCUUUCAGGGGUAAGGAAAUGUGUUCAUGCGAUGUAUGCAAAGCAAAAAGGGAACUGCUUAGAGAGGAGUUACAUAAAGCCAUGAAAUUCCAAAAUCUAUGGGCAGAGUUACGUCAACAUAUAAGGGGUUCCUUUAAUGUUGCCUUAGAAGCUUCUUGUUUCCUUGGAGGUUUAGAGUUUCAACAAACUCCAUUUUCAGCGGAUGAUACGCACAAGAUUGUUUUGCAACUGUGUAAAAGGAAUCCUCAUCAAUUAUUUAUGAGGCUAGUAAGCCUGGCACAGGAGUUUGUUGUAGAAAUAAAAGUUCGAUUAUUAAAUCUUUUACAACAUCUUAGUGUAAAUAAUUUACCAGAAAUUUUUCUUAUAGGCCUUUUAGAUGAUUAUGAUGCAUUAAUAACAACAGCAGUGAAGAUUUCUGAAUUUGUAAAACUUUUAAAGGAUCAUUUGGGCAAGUUCAAUUAUAAAUUUCCUUUACCAUGGGCUGCUUUUAUUAAAAAAUUGUAUCAGAUUUAUAUAUAUGAUGAUCCAUUUAUACAAAACAGUCUGUCACCUUUUAUUGGCCAGUUAAAGAAAGUUUUGCCCUUAAAAAGCUCGGAAUACCAGCGUCUUUUCCAUCGGUAUUUAUGGUUUGAGAAAGAAAUGACGGUAAUUAGAGAUCUAUGGGCAGAAACUGAAUCGUGGAUGGACAAGUACAAUGCAGAACAAGCAUGUCGAAUGACCCAUCUUAGGCAAGUAAGGGAAGUGUUCACAGCAACUAGGAAACUUAUGGAACCGCGUAUGUUAAAUAAAUGGACCGACGUUGAAAAUGAAUUGCAUGAAGCGAAUGGUCAACUUUCAACGAUUACUUCGCAAGAAAAAGUUAGCGUAUCAGAGGUGGACAGCAGGCCUUUAAGUCCUACACCGGAUUUAAGUUUGGAUUCACCCAAUAUGCCUCCAAGUAUCGAGAUAUUACAAAUUUUAUUGGAUGACUGGAGCAAGGUUGUAAAGUCUCUACGUCAGAAAUUAUCUGAUGUAACAGACGCACAACCGACCGCGGACAUUUAUACUAAUGGACAGGAAGAUUUCUUUGAUUAUGCUUGUGCAACUUGCCAUUUAGUACAGUCUGCAAUGAGAUCAGUGAGGGCUCAUAUUGAAGGAACUUGUUUAGAGAAUAAUAUAGAAGAAGAAAAAAGCUGUGAAUGUCAUAUGUGUAUAGGACCUGCGAUAUCUUCUAGUAUUAAUAAAAGUGAUGCAGAAAAUAUAUUAUUACCACUAGAAAAUCCUUUUCCACAACUUACAAAUGGAUUCCUAGAAGAUACGGCUAAUUUUUCGGCAACGCAAGUAAAGAAAAAAAUAGAAGAUCUGGAGAUAAAGGAAAUAAAGAGCGACGGCAAUGAAAUAAGAAACGAAAAUGAAGAUGUUGAUUUAAGGACGCCCGAUCCACAACUUUGUUCAUGUGUAUAUCAGCAUGUGAAAGAAAUAACAGAGAGAAAAGUGGUGCUAGAAAAUCCACCUUGUUUGUGUUUACUAAACUCCAAACGGAAGAUAUGGGACACUUGUCCAUGCCUAACAAAAUCUGUACCUGAACCAGUCACAUCAAAUGAUCAUCCAAAGCCACCGUCGCCUCCUAUCGUGAAGGCUAAUCAGGAACCAAAUAAACCUGCAGUAAAAACUGGUUCUACGCAGUCUGCUCAAACACAGACGAGGCAUUCUACAACGCAGACACCGAAUACCGUUCACAAUCAUACAACGCAUCAGGGUACCACUCAUUCACAUACACAUGGGUCCCUUCCAGACUUGGUAAAAAACACGGGUCCUACCCAUAGAUCUCAUAGUCACAGCAAUCAUUCGUCGCACGCCUGUCACAAACAGGCUAAUGUCGAGCACAUUAAAAGAGUCUCUUGCAACGACUUAAGUUCCGGAGAUGGGGAUUGUUCGGAUUCCGGAAGUAGUCAGGAAGACUCUUGUUCUACCAGCAGUUCCGCGCAAAGGGAUUCCAGUAGACAUUGCGACUGUUGUUAUUGCGAAGUAUUUGGUCAUGGAGUUCCUUCGGUAGCACCAGUUAGUAGAAAUUAUAAUGAAAUGAGAGAACGGUUGCGGCAAUUACUAACGAAGAAAAAAGCUAGAAAGUGUAAAGCCACGUGUAGCCCUUCAAAAAGUCCCUCAGAAUCGGUGGUAUCUGAUACAAGUACGGAAACGAAGGCAGCGACAAAUGCAGCGCCGAGAUUGAAUACUCCAAUUUCGACUGUUCCUGCGAUACAGGUGGAUCAACGAGAUCAAAGAGAUCUAGAGGAGUUGCUUGAGUUUAUUGAGGGCAAUCAGAAUGGAAAGAAAGAUAAUAAUAAAAAGGCCGAGAAAAAAGCUAGGCAGAAGCAACGUAAGCUGGAAGAAAAGCUUAAAAGAGAUAGGCAAGAAGCAGAAAAAUUAAAACUGAUAGAGUUACAAAAAAAGACACCGGAAGUAACGAUCACCGUCGUAGACCCACAAAAACCUGUUCCUCAAAGAUUAUUACCUCAGUGUAACCUACCCGAAGUAUCUAUUUUACCUACGUCACCCCCAGUAGCAUUGCCGACUGUAAAGCAAUUAAGUAAUAAAAAGAAAGACAAACAAGAAGUCUGUAGCAAUAGUAGUAACACUAGUAGCAGUAGCUUUAGCAGCAGUAGUAGUAGUACCAGUAGUAUAAAUAGCAAAACGAAGACUGCGCCUGUGAAUACCAAUGUAAAGAGCAAAAGUAUUAGUAAAGCCGAGAAAUUGAUGGUUUCUGGCCAGGUGAACAACAAACCUGCGAACAAAAGCGAUAAAACUGAAGUUAGCAAUAAAAAUAACAAAAUACAGACAAACAAUAGCAAUAGCAUAAAUGUGAAAAAUAACGCAAUGGACAAAUCAUUGACUGUCGACUUGGAUGAUAAAAGUUUGACCAAGAAAGAAAGGAAAAAAUUGAAAAAGAAAAUGAAAAAAAUGGAGGAGGUGAAGGCAAAAGAGGAGACAAAGAAACCGGUUCAGACGGAGGCUCAACCGCAGAUCGUGACAAUUAAGAGAGUCAUGGAGUCUAAUAGCGCGGAACCGACAGUCACGAUCACGUUGAAAGGUCAAACACCGGCUGAAGAUAAAGUUCUAUUCACUUUGGUGAAUGGUCAGACGAAAGAGGUAACCGGCUUGAAACUGGAGAACGAACAAACUCAGAACGUCUACGGGAAGAAAAAGAAAGCCAAAGUAAAUAAUAACAACAAUAAUAAUAAUACUAGCAAUAAUAACAAUAAUUCGUUGCAACAGGGGAACAAACAGCAUCAAACGAACAAUUCGAAACAGCAGACGCAGAAUAAAAUUUGUGACAACAAGAACAAUAUGAAACAACAGUCGAACAAUGAAAAGAGCAAAGGGAAGCAAGUAGACGAGAAAAAGAUUCAGCAGCAGAAUAUUACUGAAAUAAAAACGAAAUCUAAGAAAGACAAGAAAAAUAUAGAAAACAAGGAGAAUGUGCUGCAACAGAACGUCGUAAAUAAGAAUAAGAAUCAAUCGCAGAACAUAAGUGGAAAGAAACAGAAUAAAGUUAAUACGCCAACUCAAACUCCAGUUUCGCAAAAGUCACAGAACUUUAAUAUCAGUAGCGACAACAAAAAGACGAAAAUACAGUCGCAAGAGAGAAAUGGGCAAUUAAGUUCCAACAAAAGCAGUAAGAACACAUCUACUAGUAUUACUAUUAAACAAAUGAAAGGUGACAACCAAAAAAUUCAAAGUAAAUUAAUAAAUCAGACGACGAUCAAACAACGACAGGAACUGCAUUCGGCAUCCACGGAAAGAAUUAAUUCGCCAUUGAGCAGUCAGUUCAAAGAUAUUGGCGCAAAUUCGAAGAUUAACAUAGAGAAUUUAAAGCUGCCACCCGGUAUUACGAUAACUAAAGUUGACGCUCCUGCGAAACCCUUGCCAAUCAGAUCAGCUCCACUGCCUAAACCAGUAAAUCCGCCUAAGCAAACUACGAUAAUCGCAGCACCUAUGAGUGGCGUUCAAUCAAGUUACGCGAGUUCUCAGGCGGGUGGUAAUGUAAUAGUUGUGGACACUGGAAAAUUGAAGCAGGAUCUAUUACCUAAACCGGCAGAAAAAGAUGUGACUAAAGAAACGCAACAAAGUCAGAGCACUAGCAGUAAGAAGAAGAAAAAGAAGAAUAAAAACGGAUUAAAUUCUAACAAUACGUCACAUCAACCAACAAUACAAAAUAAUGAUCCUUUUGUGAACGAUCAUGCUGAUGAGCCUGCCAGAAUACUUCACAACCCAAGUACCAACAUGGUAACCAUAAGGAACCCGGCGUUUGGCCCGAUGAAGGUGCCACCUACACAACAGGCGGCAAUUAUAAAAGUAUCAGAGAAUGGUAUGGUCACCAUUAGGAGUCCUGCGUUGCAACAGGCGAUCAACGCAGGCCUUACAUCCCCUCCAAAGCCAGAUUACAUCGUGAAAGGUGAUCUGUCGUCGAAAACGUCGAUGGAAAACUCAAGCUUGAAACACGCUAAUGGUAUUAUCCCGUCGAGUUUGGCGGAGUUGAGGAGUAGACUGACGCCAGACUGUACAACUCUAAGCGGUUUGGCUAAUAUACAAAUCAGUAAAGUAACGAAUGGUCAACCUAUACCGGAGAACGGAAUCAACCUAAAGGGGACUAGCGUGACGUUGACAAAAGUUAGGACGGAACCGUGCAUGGAGGAUGUGCAGUGUGCAAAAACGGCUGUUCGAGAAGCGAUAAACGCCUCGAUAGCGGCAUCGUCUAGCGGCAAGAGCAAGAAAAAGAAGAAGCGCGAUAUCGGCACGAGACAAUGCGGAGAUGACUGGAACCUCGUUGAGAGCGUAUUCACGCCCAAAGAUAUAGACCUCGAGGACGGGGAAAUGGACGACGCGGAGCGUGAACUAGAGGCGUUCAAGAGGUUUUGCCUGCAGUCAGUGCCGCCGCCGCGCAAGGAGAAGGUCAAUCUCAAUAUCAAGGACAUCGUACUAAAGAAGAAGUCAUCCUCGUCGUCGUCCUCCUCGGCGGCUACCGCUGUGAUAGCUGCGAAUUGAUUUCUCUUUCGACUAACAUUAGAUGUCCCCUACUACUAAUACUACUACUACUACUAUCACCACUACCAUUAUCACGGCUGCUAUGGUCGCGCAAGCGCGUGUGCGUGUGUUGUUUGACUUCACACGGAAUUAAUGAGAGAUUUUGAAAGCCGUUCUUUUCUUCUUUUCUUUGGAUAAAACAAAAGGAACCUUUAUUAUAGAUCAGACAAUAAUAUAUUACUACUAUAUUGUUAAAUUGUCUGCUGAUUAUCUUCUUUGAAGAUGUAUAACUUUCGCGCCACGAACAUUGGUUUUAAUUUCCAAGAGAUAUUUGUAUCAACGCGUUAUCCAUUUACUCGUGAUUGCGUACACCGAUGUACGCACACAUUACGUUGAUGUACACGCGCAGAGCCGAUCUCGAGGUCGCGAUUUACCAUGAAAAAUAUAGUUGUAUCACGUUCGCCAAACAGUACGUGGAUCAUUUCUUUUCAUGCAUCACAAAUAAGAAAGAACACGUGUCAUGUUCUUUCGCGUGACUAGCCGUUAAGAGAAUUCCGCUAUUUUUGCCACGGCCGAUGCGCGUGAACACACGACGAACCGAAAGCAGUUGACGAUCUUACGGGUCCCGACGACAGAGUUGCGCCUAAUUGUUACGAACGAUCAUCAAACGACAAAAGAAGAUAUAUUAUGAGACGAACGAAUAAUACAAGGGCAGCCAGCGUAGUUCGACAACGACGUUGGCAACGUUGUAACGAGAAGGAGUGAUGAUAUUGUCGUCGUGUCGGCGCCUAGUCGACUUUGUAUUUUUAAUAUAUUACUUCACGGGCGUAUUACGUUCGCGUUUCUCUUCUUCCACAUACGGAACAGACGAACAGCGAAAAAUUGAUACUAAUAGGUAAAAUGUUCGCGAGAGAGAAAGAGUGAGAGUGAGAUUGAGAGAGUGAGGGGUGGGUGACGCGUGGCAUUUUUCUCGAGACACAGCGAGCCGUAGAUAUAUAAUAUGUUAUAUAAAUAUAAAGUGUAUGUAUGUAUAUGUAUAUCUAUAAAUAUAGUAGGAACGAAUUUUCCCGUCGAAGAGGUCGGUAUUGUAAAAACAACGGCCCACCGACACGUAAUCGCGAAAACGAUCAUGGCGGCUGUGACGCACAUAGUGCCCGACGCAAAUACUUGCCCGAAUCACAGAUCGAUCAACUGAAUCGUUUUCUCUGUGUGACCCAGCAAAGAUCGAUAAUGACGCGAGACGUUUCUCGUCGCAUCGCGUCGCCACGAUCGUCAUCGCUAGCUUAAAAGCACAGUUCUUGAUCGACGAUCUUAUUGUCUGAUACGCGAUACCAUAUUACACACGGAGACACCUUUUCUCUUUGAAUCUUUUUUUUUUUUUCAAUAAAAGCAGAUAUGCAUUUUUACCAAA
This is a messenger RNA of Bombus pascuorum, 6966 nucleotides long. RefSeq lists its product as uncharacterized. Lineage: Eukaryota; Metazoa; Arthropoda; Insecta; Hymenoptera; Apidae. Gene Ontology annotation, cellular component: nucleus; cytoplasm. The transcript has 18 exons. The record is from RefSeq and is a predicted model, not a curated record. Bases 159 to 5576 code for a protein of 1805 amino acids.